Messenger RNA from Lytechinus pictus (painted urchin), 3629 nucleotides. Its product is annotated as G-protein coupled receptor moody-like. The record is from RefSeq and is a predicted model, not a curated record. Lineage: Eukaryota; Metazoa; Echinodermata; Echinoidea; Temnopleuroida; Toxopneustidae. Gene Ontology annotation, molecular function: G protein-coupled receptor activity. Gene Ontology annotation, biological process: G protein-coupled receptor signaling pathway. Bases 600 to 1781 code for a protein of 393 amino acids. The transcript has 2 exons. Gene Ontology annotation, cellular component: membrane.
GAUUGACUAUUGAGCAUUGUUACAACAUGUAGUUACCACUGCAUGGCAAGGUUACUAUAAUAGUAAAUCUUAUAAAAUGGGGAACUGAUAACAAUGAAAGGAAUCAACAUUCCUAAACCACAGUGGUUCUAUUUGAUUAAAUCAUUUACAACAACAGUAACACACAGUGGGGUCUGAGUGAAAGACUAGGAAACUUUUUUUUAGUGUGGAAGAAAACGAGAUCUGUAGUCCUGUCAUCAAGCCAGCAGCACAGCUACCGACCAAGCCAAAUUGGUUGCUACAUUUAUAGUGCACCCAUCAAGCAGGUGACUUCCUAUUGCACUUCUAUAUUUUGGAGGGGCUUGGGAGACCGAUGCUCGCAGUCCAGACGAUGCUCUGCGGUGGGAGGGGUAACAUGUUGAAUCAAGAAACACUCUCUUGGACACUAUUCUGAUUUGAGCUUGUGUAUUGGAGCAUUGCCAUACUUUGGAAAAGUUCUUAAGAUAUAAUAUGUGUUGGAUUUUUAUCUGAAGAAUUUGGAACCUCUUACAUUUGCAGCCCUUCCAAGAUUUAUCUUAAUUGCCAAUGGAUCAGAGGGAAGGAUUGCUUUGAACUGAACAAUGGCUACAGAUUCUUAUUUGACGAACCCACCUGCCUGGGACGAUGGGAGUCAUAUACAUGGCAUUAACAAUUAUGCAGAGCGUGCUUUUUUGGCUAUUCUCUACUGCAUCAUCGGUAUGGUGGGUAUCGUUGGAAAUCUCUUUGUGAUGGCCGCCGUUCUCUUAUCCAGGAAGCUCCAGACUGCUACAAACGUCUUCAUCAUCAGCCUGAGUGUGACAGAUUUAUUGGUCUCCAUUGUCCAGCCUUUCCAGGCCGUUGGGUUGCUUGGCCCGAAAGGCUGGCCACUGCAUCCUGUCAUCUGCGCCAUCGCGGGGUCAAUCGUGGUGACUGCAGUUAGCUGCAGUGUGUUGACCCUGGCCCUAAUUGCAAUCAACCGUUACAUCUUAAUCACAAGAUCUCGGAAGGAUUACAGACGGAUAUACACACCAUCCAAGAUGGCCCUGAUGGUCAUUCUCUCGUGGAUGUACCCUAUAGUAACAUUGGUCGUACCUCAAGCCGCAGGUCAUGGGAAACUAGGUUUUGAUAUCAACUCCAGACUAUGUGCAUGGGACUUCAUGCAUCCAAUAGCUUAUGUCUACCAGAUUCUAGCUGGUAUUCUUUCAAUGAUGUCUUUCAUGUUGAUUGUCAUGAGUUACACAUUCAUUUACAGACAUGUCAGGGAGCAUGUUCGGAACACCAUGGCAACAGCAAGCAAAGCAAAGCUAUCCCCAUCAAAGCCAUCACCAAACAAGUCUUCCGAAACAGAAAAGGUUCCACCUGCUAAAAAGGAACCAGGACAAAAGAAAGUGCACAAGCCAACAAGACUUGACAUCACAAUCACUAAGAACCUCUUGUAUGUCAUCUGCGGAUUCUUCAUGUGCGUCUUGCCGUACACCGUCCUCCUCUUUGCAACGACUUUCGUCAAAAGUCCAGGUCUAAUCUCACACGUGUCGUCCUACUUGGCUCUGGUUCUCGUCUUUGAUAGUUGUCUGAAUCCCAUCAUCUACGCCUUAAAACAUCCAAACUUCAAGAUUGUCUUUGGAUGCAUGGUGCGCUGUGAAUUUUCUCGCAUACCAGAACCGUCCAGAUUCCUACGGAGAUUUUUGAGUAGUUCUACAUUAACUGAUAGCGACAAUGAAGCAAGAUCAAGACAGUCAAAUACAGAGACAAGUGUGUCUGGCAUGCACACAUCAUCAUGUUGAAUGAACUUAUAAUCUGUUAAGAGAUAUUGACUUGACUUAUGAGUAAUAAGACCUUACAAUAUUUUUCUUCACAUCUGUCUCUUUAAUGCUCUGACAAUUUUCACCUUAAAAAUCAUUUGGAUCAAACAUAAUUUUUUCAUACAAUAAUUGGACUGAUUUGUGAAAACCUAUCUCUCAUGGAUAAUUCAAUUCACAAUCUCUAGUCUGAUAAACAGUUGGAAUUACUAAACAUUUCAAGAAAAGAAAUAUAAAUUAUAUACAGUGGAAAUAUGUUUACUUGCACUUCAUGUAAUUGUAUACCAAGUAAUGAUUAUUAAGUUUCUUUACUUAAUGUCCUGCAGUUAACAAUGUUGCAAAUAACUAUUAGUAUAAUCUACAUUUUUAUCACUGGAAUUCUUGAUCAUUUUUUGAAGAAAAGGGGUUCUUAUUAGGCAAACUUGUCAAGUACGGAUUAUCCAUAUACCAAACUACAUAUUAUUUUGUCAAGCAUAUUUACAUCUUAUAAUCUUGCAAUAAAAUGCAAGUCAUGAAACUGAGGUAUGAAUAUUAAUGCACCCAUGCGUGUCCAUGUUCUUCCUGUUUCAUACAAUGGGGUUGAGAGUUCUUUGUGGUGAGAGCAUUUCCCCUUCAACUUGACAGUUGCCCCCACUCCUUAAAGAAUGGAAAUAUUAAAAAAAGAAUGUGGUUUAGGACCAGAAUAGAAAAUGGAUGAUGUCACCCGUCUUGAAGCGAGACCUGCUGGAAAGGAAACCAAUGAAAUGAUGGCUGGUGAUGGAUGUCUCAAGGGGCUACUGAACACACUCUAAAUGGGUGUGUUCAUACAUAUAACUGAAAACUAAAUAAUGACAAAUAUCUUUCAUAUAUAAUCUUAACCACACCUUGGGAAAAAACAUGCUUUUGAUUUGUUUGUUUGUUUUUUUCAAAUUUUACUGGUCAAGGUAAUUUGACAUAAUCAUCUGGAGUAUAGUUUGAAUCAUUGGGUCAAUUGCUUUUCAAGUUCAAUUGUUGUGUUCAGACUUAGUUUAAGCACUAAUUAAAAUAAAAUUGAGAUGGGUUGUGACCACUCACUAAAUGCUACAAUUCAAAAUAAAAUAGCAAAUUGAAAAAGGAUCAAUUCCUAUGUUAGCAUAACAUAAAAUGUAAAACUUUCUCCAAAUAAUUUUCAUGAAUGACAAAUAUCUGAAUUGAUAUGAAUUUUGUAGCAUUUAAAAGAGUUACAAUAUUGCUAAAACUUUUGUAAGAAAUACUUUGUAGAAAUUGCUAUUGGGGACAAAUAGCAUUUGAGAAUCAAGCAAUAUACAUGAUUUGUCAUAAUUUGGGAACAAGGAAAACCCUCAUCCAGUCAUCCCCUUCUCCUUCCACAAAAAGAAAAAAAAAUCACUUAAAAAAUAAAGUCUGAAGUUGUGGUAAAACCUGCCUUGGUAUUAGAGUGUCUUAUAAUCAACACAUUGAUUGAUUUUCAGGGGGGGGGGUAGUCUGUCAAUGCUAUUGUGACUGAUUUUGCAACACACACAAAUUCCAAAAUCAAUAUUUCCUUACACACCCCUGGGAUAGUGUCAAAUAACAGAACAUACAUGUUUCCUGUUAUUACAGAAAUACUACAAUUACAGGAUUUUUUUUUAAUGCAUGUAUCCAGAUGUUUUAAAUAAGAAAUUAGGGUCAGAAUAUUGAUUCAAAUUAGAACUCAUGAUCAAACCAAUGCAUAGAGAUUCUGCAUGGAACUAAGAUUUUAAAAUCAAUUUUCAGUCACACUUAAAUCUUUGUGAACCACCCACCACACCUUUACACCAUAUUUUGCAAUAAUAUGAAGCUGAGAUUUUCCAACAGAUACAAAGACCUUUUUUCCUG